This is a messenger RNA of Erythranthe guttata (spotted monkey flower), 1079 nucleotides long. Its product is annotated as zinc finger CCCH domain-containing protein 49. The record is from RefSeq and is a predicted model, not a curated record. Gene Ontology annotation, molecular function: U6 snRNA binding; pre-mRNA binding; metal ion binding. Lineage: Eukaryota; Viridiplantae; Streptophyta; Magnoliopsida; Lamiales; Phrymaceae. Gene Ontology annotation, cellular component: Prp19 complex; U2-type catalytic step 1 spliceosome; U2-type catalytic step 2 spliceosome.
UCGAUAUAUUUGAUUUUGGUGCAGACGAAAGCUGAUUACGACAAGGAAUGCAAGAUCUGCACUCGGCCCUUCACCGUGUUCAAGUGGAGGCCCGUUCGCGACGCUAGAUACAAGAAGUCGGAGAUUUGCCAAACCUGCAGUAAGCUGAAGAAUGUCUGUCAAGUUUGCCUUUUGGAUCUCGAAUACGGGCUGCCCGUUCAGGUUCGAGAUACUGCUCUGAGUAUCGCUUCCAACGAUGCCAUUCCAAAGAGCGACGUCAAUCGGGAAUACUUUGCGGAGGAGCAUGAUCGCAGGGCAAGAGCUGGAAUAGAUUACGAAUCUUCGUACGGAAAAGUGCGCGCAAACGAUACUAUCUUGAAGCUACAGAGAACCGCACCGUACUACAAGAGAAACCGAGCACACGUCUGCAGUUUCUUUGUUCGCGGACAGUGUACGAAAGGCCCGGAGUGCCCUUACAGGCACGAAAUGCCUGUUGAAGGUGAAUUGUCGCAUCAAAAUAUCAAAGACCGCUACUACGGAGUGAACGAUCCAUUGGCAAUGAAGCUACUGAACAAGGCUGGAGAAAUGCCGUCUCUUUUGCCACCAGACGACCAGAGCAUAAGAACCCUCUACGUAGGCGGGCUCGACGCAAGAAUAACCGAGCAAGACCUGAGAGACAACUUUUACGCCCACGGAGAAAUCGAGUCCGUAAAACUGGUUAUCCAACGAGCAUGUGCUUUCGUAACUUACACGACAAGAGAAGGUGCAGAGAAGGCAGCCGAAGAACUAGUCAACAGACUCGUAAUCAAAGGCCUGAGGCUGAAGCUGCUCUGGGGCAGACCACAGGUCCCGAAGCUAGCAUCCGAAGGCUCGGACGAAGCUCCGAAGCAGCAAGCUAUGCAGAAUCCACCGCCUCCGGUGCCGUACUUCGAUAUUCCAUUGCCAACGGCGUAUUAUCCUUCCAUGGAUCCACAAAGAAUGGGGGCUGGUGCUGGAUCUUUUAUUUUUUGAAUAUUCACUUUUAAGCUAAAUUUUUGUACCAUAUCAAGUAGUAAGAUCAAAUUUAUAUGGAUUUUUUUUUUCAUCUUUUCCAAUGAAAU